Molecule: messenger RNA, 1074 nt
Organism: Rhopalosiphum padi (bird cherry-oat aphid)
Lineage: Eukaryota; Metazoa; Arthropoda; Insecta; Hemiptera; Aphididae
Exons: 1
Coding region: 1-1074 (357 amino acids)
Source: RefSeq, a predicted model, not a curated record
AUGUUUAUGACUGAGUACGAAAAUCUUAAUCAUAUGGAACGCGUUUAUGAUACGGGCGGCGAUAAGCAGUUAAUCGAUUCCGCGAAAUAUUUUUAUCUACCGCACUCAUAUGUAAUUAACGAUCGUAGUAGAACGACAAAGUUACGCGUCGUGUUUGACGGGUCAGCAAAGACUAGUAGCGGUGUGUCAUUAAAUGACACACUAAUGAACGAACCAAAAAUACAACCAGACCUAUUAGAUAUCGUGGUACGUUUCAGAACAUAUAAAUAUGCAUUUUCGGCGGAUAUAACGAAAAUGUAUCGUCAGGUGUUAGUUCACGAAGACCAUCGCGACUAUCAGCGUGUAUUAUGGAGAUCAGAUCCAAAUGAUGAAGUAAAGGUAUAUAAACUAUGUACUGUUACUUAUGGGUUGGCGCCAGCAGGUUUUUUAACAAUAAGUUGCAUCAAUCGUCUCGGCGAUAAGACCACUAACACAAAGUUAAAAGAAAUAAUUAAAAAUGAUUUUUGUGUAGACGAUUGCCUGACCGGGGCAGAUUCGUUGUUGGAAACAACUGAAUUGCGCAACGAAUUAAUUUCGAUUAUGCGAGGUGGGGGAUUUGAACUAUCGAAAUGGACAACGAAUCAUACAGAUUUACUUCCAAAUCAUAAUAAAAAUGAAAUAACGACCGUACCAAUGGAUAGGGAAAGCGUGAAAACUUUAGGUUUGUACUGGGAGCCGAAAAGUGAUUGCUACACGUAUGUCGUACAAGUACCGAAGGUAAAAGGUGAAGUAACAAAAAGACACAUUCUUGCCGGCCUAGCAACGUUAUUUGACCCAUUAGGCCUAGUAGGCCCGAUAAUAUUGAUGGGAAAAAUAUUGUUACAAAGUUUAUGGCGCGAAAAAAUCGGUUGGGACAGCCCAGUUCAACAUCACAUACAAUUGGAGUGGGAAACAUACAAUAAUUGUCUAAAUGAGCUCAAUUCAUUUAGUAUACCUCGGUGGCUGGGUUCCGACAAGAAUAAACAAAUAGAGAUACACGGAUUCGCUGAUGCAUCUAUGAAGGCAUCGGUGCGUGUAUAUAUAUGCGCACAAUAG